This is a messenger RNA of Zea mays, 854 nucleotides long. RefSeq lists its product as uncharacterized. NCBI's taxonomy places the organism in Eukaryota, Viridiplantae, Streptophyta, Magnoliopsida, Poales, Poaceae. The record is from RefSeq and is marked validated.
AGCGGAAGGUCCCGGCGCUCUCAUCCGGUGAAAAUAAAGAGGGGAAACGGACAGGAGCCGCCUCAAAUGGACAGCGGAAGCGAUUCCGACGGCGCUCCCGAGGAGCUCACUGCUGUGCAGGGUGUUGCGAAGCACGAAGAGACCAGUAAAGUCGAGAAAGACAGUGUUCUCAGAGUAACACGGGAAGGAAAGGAACGGAGGAAACGUUGGGCCCAACGAAGAACAUCCUCUAAACCAGAUAAGAAGGCGCCAAAGGAAGUAGAAGAUGAAGAUACUAAAAAAAGUGAGGAGCAUGAGGAGACAAAUACUAUGCCUGGCAUGCUCCCCACUAGUGUAAUUGAAAUUCUAGCAGCUCGUGAGAAGCAAACCUUCGCAUCAGAUUCCGAGGAAGAAAAUGUAAAGCAGAAGGUCCAGAGGAGAAAGAAGAGAAUGAAAACUGAUGGGCCUGAAACUAUUCUGCUGAAAGAUGUCCGUUCAACGCAACACGUGAAGAAUGCCCUUGAUUUCUUGGAGCAUAGGAAAAAUCGUGUCCCAAGGUCAAAUGCAGUUUUGAAGAAUGCCAGUAAGGCUUUGCGUCUCCUGUCUUCGAAAGGUAAUUUUCUAAGUUAAGCGUGUGGUAGAAUAGCACAUUUUCUGAAUCUGUGCUUAGACCAUCCUCUCGACAUCAGACAUGGUCAAGAGACUUAGGACCAAUGUGUUGGAAUGGAAUCUACCUGGCAUGUGAAAUGUAAUGCAGCAUAUCCUUUUGUGUGAAUGUGAUGAUUAGCACACAUGUUCCUUGUAAGAAAUCCAAGGUUUGUAAUCAUUGAAUAUAUUUGAGUUUGAGUUAUCUAUUUAUAUGUUUGAGUUUUGGU